AUGAGCUUGGGACGCUGCUUCCUGGGGAUUUCCCGGCUCCUGUUCGGGCCGCGGCCCAGCACACUGGUGCUGCUGCGGCAUGGGGAGCGUGAGGACUACAUGGCUGAGAAGGCCGGACGCGGUGCCGCGUGGAUCUCGGCGAGCGCGAGACCCUGGGACCCGCCGUUGGCGCCCAACGGACGGCAGCAGGCGCAGAGCGCGGCCACGCGCCUUCGACAGGUGCUGACGGCCGCCCAGUUGCCUCCGCCCUCGCGGAUUUUCACCUCGCCGCUGGUGCGUGCGGUGGAGACGGCGGACUGGGUGGCCGAAGAGUUUGGCGUCGACUCCUUAUUUGUUGAGGAAGGCCUCACAGAAUCGGCCUAUGAGCAGUGGAUGAGGCAAUGGGCGGUUCCGGGUGCCAACUCCGAUUGGGGAGGGCCGCCCUCCUGCGGCAUGCCAAAGGCACGCCGCAUCCGGGCGGAGCGCUCCGUGCAGGGCACGCCGGUGCGGCACGAGGAGUUGAGACCGGAAGCACUGGAAGGCUUGCAAGCACUGCUGCUGACAGCUGCUGAGCUCAAGGAAGCAGGUUGGCGCCGUGUGGAUGAGAAUUAUGCCAGUUAUGUACCUGUCCGUGGGAAGGGAUACCGCUGGGGCCACUUCGAAUUCCAAGAGGAGGUCAUCCAGCGGUGCUGUGCGGCCGUCUUACGCCUGCUGGAACGACACCCUCAGGAGACCUUGGUCUUUGUCUCUCACGGCGGCCCCACGCAGUACUGCUUCAAAGAGUUGUCCGGUCAGAAAUACCGAGGCGGAUCACGGACGCCGCGCCGGGGUCAAGGACGGGAGUGUUGCACCUCGGACUCCGGACCUCUGUUUAUGGGUGUGAGAGUGGAAGCUUCCAUGUUCUUUUCUUCCUUUACGAUCUUCACGUGCCAGCCAUAUGAACAUGCAAUUGAUCAACAUACCAUACCUAAAGGGUGGUGUCAAGGGCUAACAUGCGCAUAUGGAGAGAAGACAGUUGGGAUGCUGCACCUGAGAUCAUCUCGUCCUUGA
This is a messenger RNA of Durusdinium trenchii, 1029 nucleotides long. NCBI's taxonomy places the organism in Eukaryota, Dinophyceae, Suessiales, Symbiodiniaceae. The record is from the annotation of a GenBank genome assembly.